Messenger RNA from Mesocricetus auratus (golden hamster), 2487 nucleotides. RefSeq names its product Sp5 transcription factor (gene Sp5). NCBI's taxonomy places the organism in Eukaryota, Metazoa, Chordata, Mammalia, Rodentia, Cricetidae. The coding region runs from base 729 to 1925 and encodes 398 amino acids. The record is from RefSeq and is a predicted model, not a curated record. Gene Ontology annotation, biological process: regulation of transcription by RNA polymerase II. Gene Ontology annotation, molecular function: DNA-binding transcription factor activity, RNA polymerase II-specific; RNA polymerase II cis-regulatory region sequence-specific DNA binding. The transcript is spliced from 2 exons.
GGUGGGACACGCGGCUGACCGGGUUUGGUCAAUCCCACGCCCCGCCCCAGGAGCUCGCCCUGGUCGGCGACGUGAGGGUGCGGAGUAAGUACCGGGAAGUUACCCUCAUCCCAGUCUCAAAGUACCGCUCCUGAAAACUGAAGGCAGAUUUCUUUUUCUAGAGAUAACAAAGACACUUUGUCACUUUGCGCGCUGCCUUGGUGCAAAUCUUUAAUUGCAAGUGGGGGUGGGGGGAUCGAGUGUCCCGAGCAACCCAAGCGCGAGUCUCCAGGCGGCAAGGCCCCCUUUGAUCAGGAAAAUCCAAUUAUUUGUGUAUAUACAUUUCCCACAUAGUGAUUACUUCAUUAAUUGUCCCGCCUUUAUCUCCUCCCUUCCCAUCCCCCCUAAUAAUCAGUUCUUUUAUCCAGACCAACAAACACACCAUAGGAGCUUUGUGGAUUCAAAGGAUUUGCUUUCGCUUCUGAAAGAGCCGCUAUUCUUUGAUGAUUGGGUAGCGGCAAACUUCAAAGCCAUAAAUCUUUCCUCUGACUGGCUGGCGGCCCAGCAAAGCCCUUAUCAAAUUCUUGGAGGUGAUCCUGAAGCGCUCAGACCGCGCGCGGGGCGAGCAAGCCGGGCGCGGGCGGGGAGCACUCGGAGGCACGCUGGGCGGCCGUUCGUCCUCGCCUUCGGGUGUCCAUGCCUCGGCGGCCGCGUCCCGCUCCACUACGAGCGGCCUUCAAGCAGUAGCCAUGGCCGCUGUGGCCGUCCUCCGGAACGACUCUCUGCAGGCCUUCCUCCAGGACCGCACCCCCAGCGCCUCCCCGGAUCUAGGCAAGCACUCGCCCCUGGCUCUGCUGGCCGCCACCUGUAGCCGGAUCGGCCAGCCCGGCGUGACUGCAGCACCCGACUUCCUGCAGGUGCCCUACGACCCAGCGCUGGGCUCACCUUCCAGGCUUUUCCACCCGUGGACCGCCGACAUGCCUGCGCACUCGCCAGGCACCCUGCCUCCCCCGCAUCCUAGCCUGGGGCUGACGCCACAGAAAACACACCUGCAGCCGUCCUUCGGGGCAGCGCACGAGCUCCCGCUCACGCCUCCUGCGGAUCCCUCGUACCCUUACGAGUUCUCGCCGGUCAAGAUGCUGCCCUCGAGCAUGGCGGCUCUGCCUGCCAGCUGCGCGCCCGCCUACGUGCCCUAUGCCGCGCAGGCCGCGCUGCCCCCGGGCUACUCCAACCUGCUGCCCCCGCCACCACCUCCGCCUCCACCACCCACCUGCCGCCAGCUGUCCCCGGCACCAGCCCCGGACGACCUCCCCUGGUGGAGCAUCCCGCAAUCGGGCACUGGGCCGGGAGGCUCCGGGGUUCCUGGGACCAGCCUCUCCAGCGCCUGUGCCGGGGCUCCCCACGCCCCCCGCUUCCCUGCCUCAGCUGCCGCUGCUGCAGCGGCUGCUGCUGCCCUGCAACGGGGCCUAGUGUUGGGCCCGUCGGACUUUGCGCAGUACCAGAGCCAGAUCGCGGCGCUACUGCAGACCAAGACCCCCCUGGCGGCCACGGCCAGGAGGUGCCGCCGCUGCCGCUGCCCCAACUGCCAGGCGGCUGGCGGCGCCCCCGAGGCGGAGCCGGGCAAAAAGAAGCAACACGUGUGCCACGUGCCAGGAUGCGGCAAGGUGUACGGCAAGACGUCGCACCUGAAGGCGCACCUGCGCUGGCACACGGGCGAGCGGCCCUUCGUGUGCAACUGGCUCUUCUGCGGCAAGAGCUUCACGCGCUCGGACGAGCUGCAGCGGCACCUGCGGACUCACACGGGCGAGAAGCGCUUCGCCUGUCCCGAGUGUGGCAAACGCUUCAUGCGCAGCGACCAUCUCGCUAAGCACGUGAAGACGCACCAGAAUAAGAAGCUCAAAGUCCCGGAGGCCGGGGUGAAGCGGGAGAACCCGCGGGACCUAUGAGCGCACCGGGCACUUUUGAGGUCUCUCCAGCCCGCCCAGAACAUCCUUCCCAGAACCUUGGCUGACAGGCCCGAAACAGACCAUCGAGGCAGCUGACCGAGAGGAACUUUUUAUUGUCCUCCUCCCGAAAGGAAGCCUUGCUGACCGGCCCUAGAGCAGAGGGCAGGGCAGGUAGGGCUGGGAACUGGGACAUGGUUAAGAACCCUAAGUUACCCCAAGACGGUUCCAAAGUCCGAGCCAUCUCCUGCCUGGAAGACCUACCGUCGGGGAUUCUGCCCCAGGCUGGCCUUGCUUGUAGGAGUCGCUGCUGAAGGAAAAUAGAAGGGGCCUUGGGAGACUCAACACAGGGCUUGAGUUUUCGAUAGGCCCGAUUCGGGCUUUGUACAGGUUAUUUAAUAAUAGCUUUGUUAAAGAGUAAUUAUAAUUAUAACACUAAUAAAUGUUUCUGUUGUUCUCAGCUCCAUGCAGAGUUACAGCAUGGUGUGUUUCUGUAAAGCGAUCAGCAGUUGCAGCGUGAAAAUAAAUAUGUUCAUUCCAGGGUCUCCUCAGGAAGACCCCCGUA